AGUACACAACUCUUACGCCCCAGAUUACGCCCCCCUGGUGCCCAGCGGCUCACAAGAGGUACUUUCUGAACUCGUAACUUACCUCAGCCGUUUCGUUUCUUCGAUAAACUUUUGCCCGUCGACAACGACAGCCAAAACAACCGCCCGUCUCGCGUCUACCGUCAAUGCCCAAGUCGACGCCUUCAAGUUCAGCUGGUCGUUCAGCUCUCCGUAGGAAUCAGGCCUGUCGGUCAUGUCGGAAGAGAAAACUAAAAUGCGAUGCUGCACGACCUCACUGUGGAACUUGCGUCAAACAAUGGCACGCAUUGAUCAGUGUACCAGCUCCAAUUGGCUACGCCCACCCGACUGAACCACAAUGCUCCUAUGACCCUGUAGAAGGCCUUACUUUGGCGCCUGAUACCGACCCUGUGGAAAAGAUAAAGCAGUUGGAGGACCAGAUCACUCAGCUCAAGAACAAGCUAUAUGAGGUGCAGGCCGCGUCUGCAUCCCGCUCGGAGUCCCCUACCCAAAACCUCCAUACUGUCCUAUCCACUCCCAAUGAUGCAGGAGGAGGCAUAUCAUUACCUCAAGCGUCAUUAUCCAUGACGCCUACCCUAUCAUCGACAACACCCGACCCACAAUUUGAAAGUGGAAGCCCCGAAAUACGAGCCUCGUCAAGGGGCAGUUCCGACCCAUUCAUGGACUUACUUUUCUUGGGAUGGAAUCCAGAUUUACCUGAUCCUGCCACCCUCAAUCACUAUAUAGAUGUCUUUUUCAGGUGUGAUCCCUGUGGAUCGAGAGUCCUGCAUAAACCGUCAUUUCUCGCGUCAAUGCUUCUUUCGCCUCGAGAUCCCGGUUUUCCCCAUUCCGCUAUAUUGCACGCUAUAUGUGCAUCCGCCUCUAGAUGGUCUCCUCAAAAUGUAAUAACCCUUCCAGACGGUACAAGACGAGAUACGUUCGCCGAAUUCCAUGCCAACAAGACUAGGCAUUAUAUCGACAAAACAAUGGCCAGCGGGGAAGACAUAUUCUCUGUUAUGCAAGCAUGUAUAUUGCUGUCCUGGUAUUUUUAUCAAGAAGGACGCUGGGUGGAGGUUUGGAUCUUUGCAGCAUUUCAAACGCGGGUCAGCAUACCCCUUCGUCUCAAUUACCCAGGAACGUUUUCGACCCAUGGCAACAGUUCUCCAGGCGCAUACCUAGCGCCGCCCAAAGACCUAAGAGAUCUCGAGUCGCGACGGCGGUCUUGGUGGAUGACCAUCUUGUUCGAUCGCAUCGCAUCUGUCGGUGGUUGGAUUCAUGCCGUUGAUGAACGAGAUAUAGGAACAGAAUUACCUCUCAGAAACAGCGAUUUUGAGUCGGAGCUUCCACUUCCCAGCAAUCCACAAGACCUCGCCACGCUAGAGCUCUACACGCACCACCCUCCGCAAUACACCGACUCAUUCACUUUACUCAUAAAAGCCGUGAUGCUAUUUGGCAAGGUCACCGACUUUAAUGUGAGGGGUAGCCUUCGCGCACCCACAGCCCCCAGCAAGCAUCAAAAUCCCUUUUAUCUCGACGGAUUCGAAGCACUUGACAAGCUGGUUUCAUCUGAUUUUCCCGAAAACUUACCGCCUCUAUUCAAAAAUAAUCACGGUGUCUCCGACCUACCCGAGGGAGGCGUUUUGGACACUGAUCUGUAUAUGGUCCACAUAAUCCCACACGCUGCUACCAUUACCCUACACAACCCUUACCUGGACUUCGCGGACCCCAGUUGCGUUUCAACUGCCCGUUGUGUUAACUCUGCCCGAGCCAUCUUGAUGGCUUAUUACAUGUUGUCAGCAACAUCGUUAGAUACCACUCGCCUACACCCUUUUGUCACGAUAUGCUGGUACUUAGCGGCUGUGGUGCAAGUCCAGCUAUGCAAAUAUUUCAUCGAGAUCGGUGAUAGUGACCGAGAAUCAACAGUGUGGGGUGAAAUAAACGUGUUAAGAUAUGCAAUGUUGGCGUAUGGCCAAAAGUCUCCUAUUGGAACGCGACAAGAGAGGCUUCUGCAGGGUCUGAUGAGGGAGAUUGUACGAAUGACAGCUCAGAAACAACCGCUGGAAGUUGGUCUACCACUGUAUCCUUUCGCAAAUUCUUCCUUAUGGCAGAAGGGCGAUGGUUCGGAAGGAAGUCAAACUGGCGCUGAAGAUGGUUCUGCAAUUCCUUUGUCGGUGACACCUCCGUUCGAAGAAGGACAUAGGCGGGGACCGACGCCUCCAUCUCAUGCGCCACAUACCAGGCCCUCAUCUGCUGCAUGGGCACCAGGCGAAGCCCCCACCACCUUCUGAUC
This is a messenger RNA of Marasmius oreades (fairy-ring Marasmius), 2287 nucleotides long. RefSeq lists its product as uncharacterized. Gene Ontology annotation, biological process: regulation of DNA-templated transcription; DNA-templated transcription. Gene Ontology annotation, molecular function: DNA-binding transcription factor activity, RNA polymerase II-specific; DNA binding; zinc ion binding. The record is from RefSeq and is a predicted model, not a curated record. Lineage: Eukaryota; Fungi; Basidiomycota; Agaricomycetes; Agaricales; Marasmiaceae. The transcript is spliced from 13 exons. Gene Ontology annotation, cellular component: nucleus. The coding region runs from base 165 to 2285 and encodes 706 amino acids.